AUGAGAGCGAUCGGAUCCCACUCACCGCUGUCAGGCGGGUCAAAAAGACAUACUGUGUGUUCAUUUAAUACCAUGUGUUUAUUGAUUCCUGUACAAAUCUAAGAUUAAAAAUAAUGAUACUAAUAAAUAAUCGACAUGUUGAACAAAAACGCGGCCAAUGUUUAAAAAAAUGUUUGGCUCUUCUGCUUUCUGUCCUGACAAUGAUUGGGUCAGGAUUCAUAGUUGGAUUCGGAAUUCAAACUCUUCGUGAAGUUUCUUUCACUGCUUCAGUGAUUGGAACAAAUUUGAUUGUGUACUGUCCAUAUCUGUUGAUUCUUGUGGGGAUUUUAAGUUUUGUGAUGACACCUGUUAGAUUCUUCUCGAUUAUUUUGAAUGAUAACAAAAUUAUGAUAACACAUAUGUUUGCAACAAUUUUUUUUGCUACAAUAUGUGCGAUGACAGCAAUUUUGGGUUAUGACCUUAAUUCUCACGUAAGCAGCUCUGACAUGGAGCAUUGGAUGAAGCAUUCAAUCAAGGAAGAUUAUGGGAAUCCAACAGCACCUCAUAUAAUGGAAGAGUGGAAUAAAGCUCAUCGGCAGUUCAAAUGUUGUGGAGUACGAAACCUAACGGACUUCGUGGAGAGUAAAUGGUACAUAAUGCAGAAGAAGCACCCAAGGCAGCGAAUUCCAGAUAGCUGUUGUGCUAGUUGUGCAACAAUGCAUGAAAGAUUCUGCGUUGCAUUUUUCAAAGAGCCCGGAAAUCAGCCACAUCAACUGGUUAAAAAUCAAACUAUUUGCUUACAAGCUAGUAACGGGUGUUUAUCAGCGGAUUCUUCAAUCGCUAAUCGAGAAGUUUGUCAACACUAUUCUUCUGACUAUCGUCUUUCUGCGGAUGCUUAUCGAUAUACUGGUGGAUGUCUGGAGCCACUCCGUACAACGCUGGAGUUUUUCUCAUUUAGAAUUUUUAUUUAUUCACUUUCUUUCUUAGCUUUUUUAGCAUUGAGUACAUUAAUUUGGUUGCUGAAUUAUCAGAUCAGCAGAGAAGCAUUGCCAUUUCAAGUUAUCAAAUGAAUUUGUUUAUGACUA
Molecule: messenger RNA, 1064 nt
Organism: Caenorhabditis elegans
Lineage: Eukaryota; Metazoa; Nematoda; Chromadorea; Rhabditida; Rhabditidae
Gene: tsp-16
Product: Tetraspanin
Exons: 7
Coding region: 114-1049 (311 amino acids)
Cellular component (GO): plasma membrane; membrane
Source: RefSeq, marked reviewed